AUGGCCACUCUCUCCUCAAAAGCGACUGAUAAUCUCCCUCCGACUGCAAGAGCUAUAGCUCUUAUUCUCUCCUCAACACCGUCUGUUCAGGAUGCACAACCCGGUGUCUUGCAUCAGCUCCUGGAAUUCGCCAAUAGAUACACCCAACACGUUCUGACAGAUGCUAGAGUUUACGCCGAACAUGCUGGCAGACAAGACAAGCUGGAGGCUGAAGAUGUUGUCCUCGCAGUUCAAGCCCGCGUAGGGUGGGAAUUUGGUGGUCGAGUCCCGUCUGAGUAUACCAUGUCGUUGGCCACUCAAACCAAUGCGAUAGCUCUCCCCGCUGUUCCAGAAGCCUUUGGAGUUCGGUUACCCCCUCAGUCCGAAUGCUUAACGUCUAUUGAUUUUGACCUCGUACCCAACAAACCACCACCUGGCGUCAAAAUAUACGAUGAAGAGGUUGAAGAGAUUGAAGAAUCUGAGUCUGAAGAGGAUGAUGAUGAUGAUGACAUGGAGCCCGCACCGAUACCAGAACAUCCAGCCGCUGGACGUGACUUUUCCGCGUCGCAGGAGCCUCUACACGAGGAAGCACCGUUCCCCAUCACCGCUCAGGCACCAUUCGAGGACGCGAUAAACACAGGAGGAAAGGACGACGGGAGUGAGGACGAUGAAGAUGGUCUCUUUGCAGGCGGUGAUGACGAUAGUGACGCCAUGGAAGAGAUCCAGACCGGCGCAGGCGACGAGACCAUGAACGGGACGAAACGCAAAUUAGUGGAAACAGAUGAUUAUGAUUAG
Messenger RNA from Marasmius oreades (fairy-ring Marasmius), 774 nucleotides. RefSeq lists its product as uncharacterized. Lineage: Eukaryota; Fungi; Basidiomycota; Agaricomycetes; Agaricales; Marasmiaceae. Gene Ontology annotation, biological process: RNA polymerase II preinitiation complex assembly; DNA-templated transcription initiation. Gene Ontology annotation, cellular component: transcription factor TFIID complex; SAGA complex. The transcript has 2 exons. The coding region runs from base 1 to 774 and encodes 257 amino acids. Gene Ontology annotation, molecular function: RNA polymerase II general transcription initiation factor activity; protein heterodimerization activity; transcription coactivator activity. The record is from RefSeq and is a predicted model, not a curated record.